AGACGCUGACGCUGGAAUAUUCUGGACUACAUUACAAAUAUUUAUCAAACUAGACUGACUGCAGUCUGAGUGAAUGUAGGAUUGUGGGAAAAAGGAGUGCUCAGAUUGUGCCGAUAUUGGGUUUUUUAUCAGUUCAGGAUGGGAGAAACGAAAGUUUCUGGUGAGGAGGAGAGACCCAAAUGGGACAACAAGGUUCAGUACCUGCUGACAUGUAUCGGCUUUGCUGUGGGGCUCGGAAACGUGUGGCGGUUUCCCUACCUUUGUCAGAUCUACGGAGGCGGAGCUUUCCUCAUCCCUUACCUGAUAGCGUUGGUGUUUGAGGGCCUCCCACUGCUCUACCUGGAGCUGGCAAUAGGACAGAGGCUUCGCAUGGGCAGCAUCGGAGUCUGGAACUCCAUCUCUCCGCUGCUGGGUGGAGUCGGCAUCGCCUCCAUGUUUGUGUCAUUCCUGGUAGGAAUGUUCUACAACACCAUCCUGGCCUGGGUACUCUGGUACUUUUUUCACUCUUUUCAAGACCCGCUGCCCUGGAAGGAGUGUCCUCUGAAUGAAAAUCAAACCGGUUAUAAUGAUGAGUGUGAGAAGAGUACCCCGGUGAAUUAUUUUUGGUACCGUGACACUCUGAACAUCACACCAGACAUCGAGAUUAAUGGUUCCUUGCAGUGGUGGCUGGUCAUUUGUCUGGCUACUGCCUGGUGCGUGGUUUACAUCUGCUUCAUUAAAGGCAUUGAGUCCGUGGGAAAGGCAGUUUAUGUGACAGCCACAUUCCCCUACUUAGUGCUGACCAUCUUCCUGAUCCGUGCCCUCACCCUUCCUGGAGCCACUGAUGGUUUGGUUUACCUUUUCACUCCCAAUUGGGAAAUCUUAAAGGACCCACAGGUGUGGCUGGAUGCUGCCACCCAGAUCUUCUUUUCUCUUUCUGUGGCGUUCGGAGGUCUCAUAGCUUUCUCCAGCUAUAAUGGAGAAAGAAAUGAUUGUGAGAGGGACGCUGUUCUUGUAGGAGUAAUAAACAGCGCCACAUCUCUCUACGCAUCCAUCCCCAUUUUUUCCAUACUGGGAUUUAAAGCCACCAAUGGCUUUAACGCUUGCCUAAAAGAGAACAUCCUGACUCUGACCAACCACUUUGAGAUUUCAGAUCAAAACAUAACAUUGGACAACUACAAUAAAUGGUACAAACAUUUAAAUCAGAGCUAUCCAGAUGUUGUGUCUAAUUUGUCACUGAGGGAAUGUGACCUACAAACAUUUCUUGACCAGAGUGCUUCAGGUACUGGCCUGGCUUUUAUUGUGUUCACGGAAGCUGUCUUGGAGAUGCCCGGCUCACAGAUAUGGGCCAUAUUGUUCUUCGUCAUGCUCUUCAGCCUGGGUCUCUCCUCCAUGUUUGGCAACAUUGAGGGCAUCCUCACACCCAUCAAUGACCUCAAACUGGUUCCCAAGUGGGUUCCCACUGAACUUCUGACAGGAAUAAUUUGCUUGGUUUCCUUCUUGGUGGCCCUGAUCUUCACCCAAGGUUCAGGAAACUACUGGGUGGAGGUCUUUAACAGCUAUGUGGGCUCUGUACCUCUGCUCAUCAUUGCAUUCUUUGAGAUUGUUGGAGUCAUUUACAUCCAUGGAAUUAAAACUUUCAGUGAAGACAUCUAUUUCAUGACUGGGAGGAGGCCCAACAUCUAUUGGAAGGCCUGUUGGAUGGUGAUUAGUCCAGUCAUGCUCCUGGUGGUGUUAGUUGCUUAUGUGGUUAUGCAGGCACAGAAAUACCCGAUGUAUCCAGCGUGGGACCCAAACUAUGAACUAUUCCCUCAAACUGAGGUAAAGUCAUAUCCAGGCUGGGUGUUUGCCAUAAUUGUACUCCUCUGUGUGCUGCCUGUGAUUUCCAUCCCUGUGGUGGCUCUCUACAAACUGAUCCGCUCCAGAAUCAGACAGUCGCAGAGUCGAGCUGAAUUUAACCCCUAUUGGAAUGAAGGUUUUGAUCUUGAAACACAGGAGGAGAGGAAGCAAAAGGCUUAAAGAAUGGGAAAUAUUAUAAAUCAGCAAUGUCAGUCACUGAGCACAGAGCAUGUAGAGAAAGGGUUAGUUCCAGACUAACCCAUUAUUUAUAUUACUUUUAGACUUAUGAAACAUUUCUUUAUCACACCGGGCAUACAGGUGUCAGAUAAUACUAAGUUAGCUUUAUGUUAAACCUCUACAUUUUUGCACAACACUGUUCACUUAUGCAAAUGUAUACUCUGUGUGCUAAGCAUGACCAGACUCUCUUAAGAUAUAU
Messenger RNA from Austrofundulus limnaeus, 2254 nucleotides. Its product is annotated as sodium-dependent neutral amino acid transporter B(0)AT3. The record is from RefSeq and is a predicted model, not a curated record. Gene Ontology annotation, biological process: amino acid transport; sodium ion transmembrane transport; nitrogen compound transport. NCBI's taxonomy places the organism in Eukaryota, Metazoa, Chordata, Actinopteri, Cyprinodontiformes, Rivulidae. Bases 139 to 1998 code for a protein of 619 amino acids. Gene Ontology annotation, cellular component: plasma membrane. The transcript has 12 exons.